AUGAUAAACGCAGUGCUAGUGUUCAACAAUACGGGCCAGCCUCGUCUGACCAAAUUCUACACGCAGCUGGAUACGCAAACCCAGCAAUCUCUCAUUGCUCAAAUAUAUCGGCUUGUGGCGCAGCGUCCUGCUAGUGCCUGUAAUUUCCUUCCGCUUCCUCCUCUUCUUUCACAGGGCGCCAGUUCCAGCGCCAGCGGCCCAUCUGAUGCUCCAACCCAAAUUACGUACCGCACCUACGCUACUCUAUCUUUCAUAAUGAUCUCCACAUCGAUGGAGUCGCCAUUGGCUCUUAUCGAUUUGAUCCAAGUUUUUGUGGAGGCGCUAGACCGUUUGUUCGAGAACGUCUGCGAACUGGAUCUUAUCUUUGGAUACGAAUCCAUGCAUGCAGUGCUGAGCGAGAUGAUCGUCGGCGGAGUCGUGGUGGAGACGAAUAUCGACAAGAUUGUCGCUGGUGUGCGCAGCCAAGAAGGUUCUUCGGGCAAAAGGAAAGCCAUACAAGCUGGCAGUGCUGGCUUAGGAAGAGGAUCCAUCCCAACAUUAGGAGCAUGGCGGUAA
Messenger RNA from Penicillium chermesinum, 555 nucleotides. RefSeq names its product putative AP-3 adaptor complex subunit sigma. Gene Ontology annotation, cellular component: intracellular membrane-bounded organelle. The transcript is spliced from 2 exons. The coding region runs from base 1 to 555 and encodes 184 amino acids. Lineage: Eukaryota; Fungi; Ascomycota; Eurotiomycetes; Eurotiales; Aspergillaceae. The record is from RefSeq and is a predicted model, not a curated record. Gene Ontology annotation, biological process: protein transport; vesicle-mediated transport.